ACUGUUUAGUUUGAAACUUGGGAAAGACCAAGUCUGUAAGUCUGUUUUUACUAUCUCGCAUCUACCUCUUCGUCUAUUUAUUUAUUGUAAUUAGUCUUCUUUUGUAUUCACCGAUUAAUUGUAAUUAUCCUCAUCAUUGGUUGGUUUCAACAAUUGCUAAUUGUUUUCUCCUUUCUUUUCAUUUUCCUCUCCUUCUUUAACCUUUUUGUGUUUCUUUGAUUCUUUUUUAAAAGUGUUUCUCUUAUUUAACAGAAAAGUAUUAUUUUGUACUUUACUUGAUUACUUACACUUGGAAUUAAACCGCCAAUUUCAACAACAUCAACUUAAACAUAAUCACCAUUAAUUGUCUACUUUCAAUUGAUCUCCACGACCAUCAAACUGUCCUCUACCAACCAAGUAACCUGUGAAUCAUGAAUGACUUGAAAACAAUGCUUAGUGUUUAACAGAUUUAUAAAAGAACAAUUUUUUCUUCUUUCCGUUUUCUUUGUUUCUCUGUUACUAUCUUAAUUACCUCUUAUUGUUUCUCAAAAUAACCUGUCAAUAAUAUUAAAUUAUAUUCCCAAAAAUGCCUCGUCAAAAACAGGAUCGACCCAAACGAACGAAAUGCUCUGCAAUUGAAUCAACCUCUGAAGCCGGUCAAGAAUCGAGUACACCAGGUGAUAGAGAAAAAAUGAAUCUCGAUGAAUGUAACUCUUCAUCUUCUUCAUCAUCAACAACUUCAUCAUCGUCAAGUCGAUCUUCAUCUCCUCAACCAACAACAAUAGUAAAUUCAAUUGAAGAAGAAUCUGGUAGAGCGAUUAUCAGUGAAGACAGCCCCAAUAACAGUAGUAACCACCACCUGCAAACACCAUUAAGCCCAAUCAGGGAAGAAAGUUUUUCUCAAGAGGCAAAUCUUGAAUCAACUCCAAUGAUUACACCCCAAUCACACAAGCAAUCAUCAUCAUCACCUCCACCACCUACAUUAUUGUUACCCCAAUCUCCCUCACACAUGUCAACUGAACAAACCUCGACUGACCCAUUGACCAAUGAACAAACCGCAUUGCCAUCAUCUCCAUCAACAUCAUCAUCAAUGCCCCAAGAUUCUCGUGCAUCUUCAUCACCUCAACACUCUCAUUCUCCUUCUCUUUGUGUCGCAUCUAACGUUGACGUCAACAACGCUACUUCUAUUGAAGAAAAUGUUGCAGAUGGUACAAUGGAACCACCACCAACACUACCGUCAACAUCAAGUAAACAACCAUUGCAAUCUUGUAUAGUUCGUAAACGAAAAGUAUCAACAACUGACUCUAUGAUGGCAGCAACUGCUACAGAAAAAUCACCAACAACCACUUCCUCAUCUUCACCAACUAUUCUACCUUCAUCAGACCAAUUUGUUAAACCAUUAACCACUGAAUCCGGGAAUAUUGCAUCAACUAUAACAUCGUCAUCUACAACUUUGAAAGAUACACUUUCACUCAUAUCAAAACCUAACAUCGAUGAGAAAAUUAUCAAAGACUUGAAUCAAUCCUCGCUCAUCAACUCACUCAUUUUAAAUUCAAGAACACCUGGGUUGAUUAUGCCACCUCAAAAGCCAGUCCCACCACCACCUCCACUGUCAUUGGCCAGUGUUUCUCCGACAUCUCUCCCAUCAAACUCAUCCUCUAGCCAGCAAAAAACUCAACAACAGCCAAUCUAUGUAGCCAUUUCAACUAAUCCUCUUAUUCUGGUCCCUCUAUCGUAUAACACUGAAACUGGUGGAUUAGAUUUGUCCAUCAACAAUCCUGUCGGCAAUGUAAAGCUACCUGAAGACAUCCUUUCAAGUGCACAAUUGAAUGAUCCCUUGGCUUUUGAAAGAGCAGCUCUUCUUGGUAAUUCACUGGAAGCUCAUCGAAAUAACAAUCGUAAUAAUCCUAUCAAUGGUCUUUUCGACUCAACAAAUAUAAUCAAUGUUAAUAGUUUAACUAAUAAUAAUAUUAUUAGUAUCAAUAAUAAUACAAGUGAUAGUAAAAGUAUUAUCGACACUAGAAAUACAAUUUUGAAUAAUAUAAAUACUGAUUGUCCUCAAAUCUCUCGAAGACCUCAAUCGACUGAGGGUCCGCUUGACUUGAGUUCAAAUCAAUCAGGUGAUCAUCAUCAAGAAAAACCAGCAUUUCGUCACCAUUAUCGGCAUGAAAAUGAGUUCUCUUCCAAUUUAUCAACAUCUGCAACAACAUUAGCAUCGUACAAAGUGAAAUCUGAAGCCAAUCUAACGAUGGAAGAGUCAGAAUCGCCAGCACCAUUAAACUUGUUCAAUUCAUCUUCCAAUUUUACCAGCUUAGCCUCAUCUAGCCGUGAUAUACCUCAAUCGACAUCAUCUGUAAUUGCAGCAGCUGCUGCUGUCGCUGCCGCUGCUGCUCAGGCAUCACCAUCAUCAGGUGGAGCAACUUUACCAGUUCCUGCAGCAAGUUUACCCAGCCCUUUUGCACCCGAAGGAGUCUUCAAACAGUCAAGCUAUCAUUGUGAACAUUGUCAUAUCGGUUUUUAUAAGAAAGAAAAUUAUACAAUCCAUAAACGCCAUUAUUGUUCUGCUCGACGAACUCAAGCUGUUGCAGCUGCAGUGGCCGCGGCCGCUGCUGGAGGUUCACGUUCAGGGUCUGGUAACAAUGCACGAACUGGAAGUGAGUCUUCUCCUGAUAUGCUUGAAAGUGAAGGAUCACCUAACAGUAGUCCGGAGAUAUCUUUAGAUUCCGUUAAAGCCGAACGUCAUUCUCGUUUACCAAAUGUCAACUCUCAUCGUGGAUCAUCUCGUCGAGUCUCAGUUUCUUCUAAAACUAAUGCAUCAAACUCUUCCAACUCACCUGGUUCAUCACCACCUCAUCAACCUCUAUCACAAUAUUAUUGUGUAGCCUGUGGAAUACGUUUUACCUCCUUAGAUAAUCUUCAAGCCCAUCAAACCUAUUACUGCCUCAAACGCAACUCAGUUAACUCUUCACCCGACAAACUUCAGUACAUAGUAUCCAUUCCAGGAGGAUCUGGAAGUGAAGUAAGCUGUGUUAAAUGUAAAGCAACUUACUGCAACGAAGAAGCAUUCCUAAGUCAUGUGUGUUCAGCUAUGAAUCUAGGUGCCAUUUCAUCGUCAUCUAUUCCAAACAUAACUCCAAAUGGAUCUAAAUCAUUGACCGGUUCAGCCUCCAGUCCAAAUUUCAACACAAAUGGAAAUGAUGGACGCUGCUUUAGCGCUGGAAGUGGUCAAAGUGAAACUGAUCAACAAUGUUUUCGAUGUACAAUAUGUGGUUAUAAGGGUCAAACUUUGCAAGGGAUGCGUAUCCAUGUUCGUAUGCACAGUCAAUGUUUCCGUUGUACAAUUUGUGGCUACAAAGGUCAUACACUUCGAGGUAUGCGAACCCAUGUUCGCAUUCACCAAGAUAAAAUCCAAGGACUUCCGGAAGAAACUUUUAUUGCUUGCAUUGAAGAUGAAGCAUUGGUUGCUAAAAGUAAUCGAAAUGGACCCAGUGGACCUAAAAGACGACGUAAAAGUUUAGAAGUAUUUGGCGCUCAUAGCAAUGUUCCUCAUUUAUACGGUUUUUCAUCUUCAGUUAGUGAAAACUCGAAACCAUCCCAGUUGAUUGGUGGACUAAUGCCAUCAUUUUCAUUGGCAACUUCAGCUCCAACCACCACAUCAACGGCUAGUGGAGUUUUGUCUGUCAGUUUGGGAUCCAAUAAUAUUGGAACAAUGAGUUCGAAUGAUGUCAACUUGUCCGUAAAUAACAAUGUAAAUAAUUUAAAUAGUAGCCAUUCUGAGAUAUCAAGUGAAAAUGAUGAUGAAGCAGCAAGCAACAUUUCGGAAAAUGAAACUUCUGGUCGAGAAGAUUCUCGUCAAGGUGGAUCAGGUGAAUCUUUGCAUAAUUGUCAAUUUUGUUAUUACUCAUCAACUUACAAAGGAAACGUUGUUCGUCAUGUGAAGCUUGUCCACAAAGAUGUUAGUCGCAAUGGACCUUCCCCGACUGCCUCUUUUUCAGGCUUAAGUAAACGUGAAAUUAAUGAAGAUGCAACUGGAGGUGAUUCCAUGGGCUCUAUUAAUGACGAUUUACCAUUAGAUUUAAAAUCAAACCGAUCUAAUGGUUUAAAUGGUAAACUUAAUCGAACUGGAUCUCCCAAUAAUUCAGAAGGCUCUCCGGUUGACCAAAAUGUUGGAAAUAACGGUUCAAUCAACAACAACAAUUUAAUACGAAACAAUAAUAGCAAUAGUAAUGGUGCUAAUAAUAAUAGUAAUGCAUCAGCCCAGGCCAAAAAAGCGGUUCCCAAAUAUUGCCGUUCAUGUGACAUAUCUUUCCAAUUUUUAACUUCAUUCAUAGCUCAUAAAAAAUAUUACUGCUCUUCCCAUUCAAAUGAGACCAAUGUUAUUCAAUCUCUUCCUGAAAGCAAAUCACCAGUCUAGUCAUCAUCUUCAUCAUUGGCUCACACCGCCAUUUUCCUCAACUCUAACAUUGCCAACAGCAAACAGAGAGAAAAUUCACAAAUUUGUUUCUCCUCUCAAAUGUUAACCCUUUUUUUGCUCUCAUAUUUAUCACUCACACUUUUCCUCACUGUGUUGACAAUUAACUUUAUCUCAUCAUCUUCUGCAAAUUACCAUCUCUACCUUUUAAGUCAUCUCAGUGUGAUUUUUAACAGUAACAAAAGAGAACAAAUUCAUCGAUAGCCAUUGAAGAAACGAAGACAAGAUUUAUUAAUUGGACACUGAAAUCGAUUGAAUACAAUUUGAUAUUCAAACUCAAUUCAAACGAUGGUACAAAAUUCAAGAAAAAUAUUCAAGAAGGAUUCAAAUGGUGACCGCUACCAUUCAAAACGUUUUUUAUUUCAACAAAAGCAGAGAGUAUCAAUCAUGUUGAUACUUAUUACAUUAUCCCAGUGUGUUGAUGAAAAUUGUAACAUGGCAAUUAUAAAUAUCUGCACACUAUUAGCAAUUAUACCGAGAAAAAUUCGAAUAAUCAAGGUUAUUGAUUUGAUUAUGAUCGACCAAGGAUAUUAUCACUUGGGCGAUUCAAACGUGUUGAUUAGAGUUUUGGCAAUUGUUAAUUCCUAACUAAUUAAGCAUAAAAUGUACAAUCAACUUAGACGUCAAUGAUUCCUUAAUGAAUGCUAAUAAACAUCUCACCAUUAGUAUAAAUCAUUGUACUAAUGUCUUUGCAGUACACACGGCGGGGAGAAAGUUUCUAGCUUUUAAAACUACCUUUCAGAUGCGUAAAUGACCGCUUCGUUUACUCUCUACGCACUUCCCACUCUGUAUAACACUUUUCCUGCUGUUGCUCAAAGAAAUGGAAUCAAUAUUUAUCCUGAAAAAAUGGUGAACUGAUUGUUAUGGACUAAAUUAAUUUUGUCAUCACUAAAAAGCUUGAUAAUCAUCUUGACCAUAAUUUAUCCCACCUGAAAUGGAUAGUGUUCAUUUAUGGAAUGAAUGAAUUUAUAAAUGAUUAGCAUCUUGGUCUUUUCCUACCUCACUUUGAGUCCAUCUUGUUACCUGGUCAUUAUAAUCAGCAUCCUUAAAUACACAAUACAAUAUAUACCGUAGUUAACAAAUUGUGGUCACAACUUACAAUCUCUGAUGGUUGCUUAAAAUUAACAAACGGAACAGAAUGUUGUCUAAUUUUAAUCAUAACCAUGCUUUUUUGUUUUGUUCAAUAUUUUCAAUCUUGUCUUUUUUUCUUCUCUUUUUACUUCUCUUUUGUGAAUCAUUUGUAUCUCACAAUCCUUUUUUUGUUUUGCUUUAUUCAUUAUCAUUCAUUAUUUUUGCCUUGAAUCGUCGCAACUCACUGUUAUUGUCAUUAUUUUGAUCAAAAUGAAGAUCAUUUCUGAUUGUAAAAUAUUCACAAAUUUAAAUAACAAAUUGUACUUGUUAGCAUGGCCACAUUUUCCCACUACUAACUCAUUUACUUCAACCUCUCAUCCUCUUCUUUCCCUCAAGAUGUAACAUGAUCUAUCUGCAUAUAAACUGUUAAAAUGCACAACGAUAA
Messenger RNA from Tetranychus urticae (two-spotted spider mite), 5966 nucleotides. RefSeq names its product Zinc finger protein ush (gene ush). The record is from RefSeq and is a predicted model, not a curated record. Gene Ontology annotation, cellular component: nucleus. Gene Ontology annotation, molecular function: RNA polymerase II-specific DNA-binding transcription factor binding. Gene Ontology annotation, biological process: negative regulation of transcription by RNA polymerase II; cell differentiation; positive regulation of transcription by RNA polymerase II. Lineage: Eukaryota; Metazoa; Arthropoda; Arachnida; Trombidiformes; Tetranychidae.